UGUUUGAAAAUUGAAAAGCCACAGUUGCUCAAUAAUUUCAUGGACACUCAACUCAACUACUACAGUACCUGUCAAUCAUUUUGAGCAAUUAAGUACCUCAAUUAUAACCAAAUUUGCCACUUGAUGAUCCCAUGGGAAAGGGUAGGUAGGAGAUUAUAUAUAUGGGAACAAACAGCUGAGACUCAGAGCCAAGCUAUGGAGGAGAAAAAAUCACAACAACUAUCAAAACCAUUAAUUUCAAGAGAAAAUAUUUGUGGUUUGGUGGAUGAAUGUGGUGUGAAAUCAAGCCAAGAUGUCACAUUUAUACUUGUAUUCACCUCAUUUAUUGUUGUUUGUGGCUCUUAUAUUUCUGGAAAUGCUAUAGGGUACACAUCACCAGCUGAAUCAGGCAUUUUAGAAGAUCUGGAUUUAUCUUUGGCAGCAUUUUCCCUUUUUGGGUCGGUAUUGACAAUCGGAGGGCUAAUAGGAGCAGUAUCAUGUGGGAUGGUCGCAGACCUCCUCGGUCGAAGAGGAGCAAUUUGGUUGUCAAGUACAUUUUGCAUGGUGGGCUGGCUUGCAGUUGCAUUGUCAAAGGGUGUCUGGUCACUAGACUUGGGAAGACUGUUUCUAGGACUCGGAUUGGGAAUUUUUUCUUAUGUGGUACCUAUUUAUAUUGCAGAAAUCACACCAAUGAAUUGCAGAGGAGCCUUUAUGUCUCUUAAGUUGGUUAUGACCGGUAGUGGCAUAUCGUCAGCAUUUGUCCUCGGUUCUGUUUGUAACUGGCGCAUUUUGGCUCUACUUGGUGUUAUACCCUGUCUAAUUCAAGUCGUUGGUGCAUUCUUUAUUCCGGAGUCGCCCAGAUGGUUGGCAAAAGUUGGUCGAAAAAAGGAGUUGGAAAUUGCUCUUCAGAGGCUAAGGGGAAAGAAUGCUGAUAUUUCUCACGAAGUAGCUGAAAUCAUAGGUUGUGGACAAAACUUGAAUCAGAGAGCAGAUAACGGAAUUAAAGAGUUGUUCCACCAAAGAUAUGCGCGUGCAAUUAUUAUAGGAGUUGGCUUGAUGUUAUUGACGCAAUUUGGAGGGCUUAAUAGCUAUAUGUUUUAUAUGAGCUUUAUCUUGGAAUCCGCAGGUCUCCCAGGUGAUGUUGGAUCUAUAUCAACCGGUAUUGUUCAGAUAGUGAUGAACAUUUGCGGAUUGUUAUUGGUCGAUAAAUAUGGAAGGCGACCUCUAUUACUAGUUUGUUUAGUUGGAAUGUGCUUAGGUUCAUUCUUUACAGGAUUGUCCUUCCUGUUGCAGGGACAUCAUUUUGGAAAGGAUUUCACUGGAGUUUUAGCACUUGUAGGAGUAUUGGCAGCCAUAGGAUCUAUUGCAAUGGGUAUGGGAGGAAUACCAUGGAUUAUAGUAGCAGAGAUAUUUCCUGUGAAUAUAAAAGGUUCAGCAGGAAGUUUAGUGAAUGUGGUCAGUUCAAUUGGGUCAUGGGUUGUUGCCUACACAUUCAACUUUUUAUUUCAAUGGAGCUCACCAGGAGUAUUUUUCAUGUAUGCAAUCACAGCUGCAAUGGGGAUUAUAUUUGUAUUGAAGUUGGUACCGGAGACGAAUGGACGAUCACUCGAAGAAAUUCAAGCAUCAAUCAUAACUCAGUAAACUUAAUUUCAGUCUUAAAAUUAGAGGGUGACUUAAUUCCAUAAUGGGGAUGAAAAUGCUAUUUGAUUCAAUUAUUUUGUACCGUAUUUUAUUCCAGCUGAUAUUAUUAUUCUUAAUUUUAAAAGAUUAAAUUAUAUCAA
This is a messenger RNA of Mercurialis annua (annual mercury), 1760 nucleotides long. Its product is annotated as sugar transporter ERD6-like 5. The coding region runs from base 124 to 1620 and encodes 498 amino acids. The transcript is spliced from 18 exons. Gene Ontology annotation, cellular component: membrane. NCBI's taxonomy places the organism in Eukaryota, Viridiplantae, Streptophyta, Magnoliopsida, Malpighiales, Euphorbiaceae. Gene Ontology annotation, biological process: carbohydrate transport; transmembrane transport. Gene Ontology annotation, molecular function: sugar transmembrane transporter activity. The record is from RefSeq and is a predicted model, not a curated record.